Messenger RNA from Nelumbo nucifera (sacred lotus), 2799 nucleotides. NCBI's taxonomy places the organism in Eukaryota, Viridiplantae, Streptophyta, Magnoliopsida, Proteales, Nelumbonaceae. The record is from RefSeq and is a predicted model, not a curated record.
CUUGACGGAGGGAGAGCCUCUGACUACGAAUCUUCCCAUGUUUGGCAAUUUAAUUACGACACUGCCAACGGGUUAGCCAGUAGCCACCUCCACCCCCUCUCAGUCCUAGCCGCUGUCGUAUACUUAGUAUGUAUCACGUAUAUCGAAAUGCGAGUAAAGGAAAUGCAUCCUUUGUGUUGCAUCUCGCUGGAGAGCCCUGGGAUCAGAGAUCGAUCGCCAGAGGUUUCAGCGACGAGAAACGGCUUUCCCGUCGGUUCGACGGCCACCGGCAGUGGAUCUGACACCAAUAUGGGAAUGGAGACGGGAUCUGACGUCAAUGUCGCUGGUGUUCUUUAUAAAUGGACGAAUUACGGCAAGGGGUGGAGAUCUCGAUGGUUUUGCUUGAAGAACGGCGUCCUUUCUUACUCCAAGAUUCGACGAUCGGAGAGUGUCAAUAUGUUGUCGACGACUAAUGACGUUCGAGUGAUUGGAGAUGUUUCUUGCAGUCGACUUUCGCGCCUUGACAGCGUAGGGAGGAAAAAGCAACAAAAAACAACUGGCGUCGUUCAUCUCAAGAUUUCAUCAUUUCGUGAGAGCAAGUCUGAUGAUAAACGAUUCUACAUAUUUACUGCUACAAAGACACUUUAUCUGAGAACUGAUUCAAAGAAAGAUCGUGUUGCUUGGAUUAAUGCAUUAAUCUCUACCAGAAGCUUUUUUUCCCUAAGACCAUUAAAUGAGAAGCUUUCCGUUAUACCAAAUGAUUUAUCUAUAUCGACUGAAAAGCUUAGAUGCCGCUUACUUGAAGAGGGAAGCAACGAGACACUUAUCCAGGAUUGUGAGAAGAUAAUGCUCUCAGAAUUUUCAGAGUUACAAGUACAAUUCAAAGUUCUUUGUGAAGAACGAUCUGUCUUGCUUGACACUUUAAGGCAGUUGGAGGCAGUUAAUAUUGAAGUUGAGGCCCCUGGAAUACAUGAAAGCCAAUUCCAGCUGACAAAGCAUGAAUUUUCUAGCCUUGGCCAUGGGAAAUAUAGUGAAUACAGCACAACUGAAUCAUCUGAUGAUAUUGAAAAACAAGAGCUUGAGGAAGUCUCAGAUGAUGAUGAGACUUUAUUUUUUGACACAAGAGAGUAUUUUAGUGAUUCAACUUCUAUCUGUGGGUGUAUGAUGGGAGUGGGGGAGAAUGUUGAGAGCUGUAUGAAGCCCAGAAACCACUUUGCUACUACUGACAAGAUGUAUGCUGACAAGGACUUUGACUUCAAAUUCCCUCACAUUGAAAGGCGAAAGAAACUUCCUGACCCUAUUGAGAAAGAGAAAGGUGUCAGUCUUUGGUCAAUGAUCAAAGGCAAUGUCGGAAAGGAUCUCACAAGAGUGUGUCUCCCUGUUUACUUCAAUGAACCAAUAUCAUCCCUACAGAAAUGCUUUGAGGACUUGGAGUAUUCCUAUCUUCUUGAUCGAGCAUAUGAAUAUGGAAAGAAGGGAAAUGGUCUCCUAAGAAUUUUGAACGUAGCUGCAUUUGCAAUAUCUGGAUAUGCAUCUUCUGAAGGUCGUCACUGCAAACCCUUCAAUCCUUUAUUGGGUGAAACCUAUGAAGCUGACUACCCUGAGAAAGGGAUUCGUUUCUUCUCUGAGAAGGUUAGUCACCAUCCAACGCUCAUUGCCUGCCACUGUGAAGGCAGAGGAUGGAAAUUCUGGGGUGACAGUAACCUGAGGACGAAAUUUUGGGGAAGGUCAAUUCAACUUGACCCUGUUGGAGUUCUGACUCUAGAGUUUGAUGAUGGUGAGAUCUUCCAGUGGAGCAAGGUCACAACAAAUAUUUACAAUCUCAUCCUUGGAAAAGUGUAUUGUGAUCACCAUGGAACAAUGCACAUACAGGGCAACCGUGAAUAUUCUUGCAAACUCAAGUUCAAAGAACAGUCUAUCCUUGACCGUAAUCCUCAUCAGGUGCAAGGACAUAUUCAAGAUGUCAUGGGAAACAAGGUUGCCACCUUAUUUGGAAAGUGGGAUGACUGCAUAUAUUAUAUUGAAGGUGAUGGAUCUGCAAAGCUGAAGGAUUGUAAUCUAUCAUCUGAGGCCUCUUUAUUGUGGAAAAGUAGUAAACCACCCCCUAACCUCACUCGGUACAACAUGACAUCAUUUGCAAUUACACUGAAUGAGCUUACACCAGGAUUACAGAUUAAGGAGAAGCUUCCACCCACGGAUUCAAGACUUAGACCAGACCAACGGUAUCUUGAGAAUGGGGAAUAUGAGAAGGCAAAUGCUGAGAAGUUGCGGUUAGAGCAAAGACAAAGAAUGUCCAGGAAAUUACAAGAAAACGGGUGGAAACCAAGAUGGUUCCAGAAGGAUGGCGAAAAUGGUUAUUUCCGUUAUGUUGGCGGUUAUUGGGAGGCUAGAGAACGUAGAAAAUGGGACGGAUGUCCGGAAAUAUUUGGCGAAUUUAAGGAAGAGAUGGUCAUUUAAUGCAUGUGAAUAUUGUGGAGUAAUAAAGAUGCAGAUACAGAAAUACCAGACCCGGGGGUCAUGAGCUUUUAAGACGUGCUGGAAGGGUGAGGGUUGAUGGUGUUGAGUUACUAAUUGUCUAAUUGUUUUUUUUUUUUUAAUCCAUUAAUAUUUUGAGUCCCAUAUCUUACGAAAUUAGUCCCCAAUUAUUUAAUUUCGAAGUUGUCAAGAAGUCCUGCAAAGGUUAAUUUCUCAAGUUUCCCUUUAUGCCUGGGUUAUUAUGCAUGAUCUGGCAUGCUAUAUUGUAACCAAAUGUAUUAACUUCAUAUUUAGAGUUUCCUUUUGCAAUGUUUGGAAUAGAAGGAAAAUUGUAGGCAUUACUGA